Molecule: messenger RNA, 204 nt
Organism: Cylicocyclus nassatus
Lineage: Eukaryota; Metazoa; Nematoda; Chromadorea; Rhabditida; Strongylidae
Source: the annotation of a GenBank genome assembly
AUGUUCUCACACAAACUACUUCUGGCGUUAUUGGCUAUCGUCUUCUGCUCGAUCGGAGUGCAAGCCCAGCUUUUCCAUCACCAUCAUCAUUUCCAUGGACAUCAUGGAGGAGGAUUCCAUCGCGGAGGUUUUGGGCACGGUCAUGGAGGUUUCGGACAUGGACAUGGUGGAUUUGGUCAUGGCCACGGACAUUUCCACGGAUAA